Prunus mume (Japanese apricot) is the source of this 1434-nucleotide messenger RNA. RefSeq names its product zinc-finger homeodomain protein 11-like. Lineage: Eukaryota; Viridiplantae; Streptophyta; Magnoliopsida; Rosales; Rosaceae. Gene Ontology annotation, molecular function: DNA-binding transcription factor activity; transcription cis-regulatory region binding. The record is from RefSeq and is a predicted model, not a curated record. Gene Ontology annotation, cellular component: nucleus. Gene Ontology annotation, biological process: regulation of developmental process; regulation of DNA-templated transcription.
CACGUCUCAUUACAACCUUCAUCACCCCAAUCAGCUUCAUCGCCCAUCUCCCCUUAACGCCCAUUCCCUUAAAGACCUUUCACCUUUGAGCCUUCUUCCAUUCUUUUACACAGAAAAACCAAAAGGGUUUUCUUUUCUUCUUCAUCUAAACAAAACCCUAAUUUAAUACCAAAUACCCCUUCUUUCAUUUUCAUUUUCAUAUGCCUAAAAGUCAUGGACUUUACCAGCGCUAAUCACCUCACACCCACAGCCACCACCAUCAAAACCCCAGACACGGACACUGAGCCCCCAUCACCAUCAGAACCCAAAUCCAUUUCAAACAGGUCCUUAUCUUUCCCCAACGGCUCUCUCAAGCCUCACCAUCCCACAAUCCCGCCGCCGCAACCGCCACCAACAAUGGCGGUUGCCUACAAAGAGUGCCUCAAGAACCAUGCAGCUAGCUUGGGUGGCCAUGCUCUCGAUGGGUGUGGUGAGUUCAUGCCCAGCCCCUCUUCCAACCCCAUGGACCCCACCUCGCUAAAAUGCGCCGCUUGUGGCUGCCACCGGAACUUCCACCGCCGUGACCAGCACCGACCCAAAAAUGUUCUCAGCCACCACCGCCUCUUGCUGCCAGCGCCACCAACUCAUCACCACCACCACAGCUCCAGCCCAAGCCCAACCCAAAGCCCCAUUUCGAGCCAAGGCCCAACUUUGAGCCCACAGUCUCCUCCUCCCGUCUCGCACUUGCCACCCUCCUAUUUUGCUUCCCCACCCCAAAUGUUGCUGGCUCUCAGCAACGGCGUUUCUGGGCCGUCCGAUGGGCACCACCACGGUCUCCACCCAACGACUAUGAAAGCUGAGAAGUACACAAAUGAGAAAAAGAGAUCCAGGACCAAGUUCAGCCAGGAACAGAAGGAAAAGAUGAAUUUGUUUGCUGAGAAAGUAGGUUGGAGAAUGCAAAGGAGUGAUGAGAGGUUGGUGGAGGAGUUCUGCAAUGAGGUUGGGGUUCGUAGAGGGGUGUUCAAGGUUUGGAUGCACAAUAACAAGCACGGUCUGAAGAAGAGAUCAGAGAGAUCAAGUGACGGCGGUGAGCGGAUGAUUAUUAGCAAUGUCAAAUACGAGACCAGUAAUGGAGAUGAUGAGGGUUGUGGCAGAGUUGGCUUCGACUCCAUUGUUAAUGCUCAAACCACCAGCUACAAUGUCAAUGCCAUCCCCCAAAAUGGAGGUACCAGAGCAAGUUUUCAUCUUUCCAAUACUGGGUCGUCUUCUUCGUCGUGAACAACUCAGAAAGAUCUAGAGAGAGAGAAAGAUACAAGCUUAGUGAUUUUAAUGUUUUUACCCUUUCUCGUUAGGUUAGCUAUAGCUUGUUCAUUAAUUAAUGGCUACUGACUACCGUUUUGGUGAGGAAGAGAAGUGUGGAACAGAUGAUAGUGAUUAGGGAGAAAGUUCUUAAUA